This is a messenger RNA of Castor canadensis (American beaver), 1899 nucleotides long. The record is from RefSeq and is a predicted model, not a curated record. Lineage: Eukaryota; Metazoa; Chordata; Mammalia; Rodentia; Castoridae.
UUUAUGCUUGGGCCAACAUGAACUGCAGUCCUAUUUAUGCUUCCUAUUUAUGGGGUGGCAGAUGCUCGCCAUAGCACCCAGUUUUUAUUGAGAUGGCAUCUCAUAAACUCUUUGUCCAGGCUGGCCUAGAACCACAGUCCUCCUCAUCUCUGCCUUCUGAGUAACUAGGGUUACCGGGGUGAGCCACUGCGUCUGGCUUAGCAGCAAAAUAGCACCCCUCUUUUCUUGAUGUCAUUUCUUACAUAUCGCCUCAUCCCAGUCCUGAGGUGGCCGGGACAUAUGUAUUUGAAAUAUAAAGAAACUAAGUUUCAGUCAUGCCUUCUUCAGCACUUGCAGUAAUGCGUGCAACAGAAACAUCAAGUCUAGAAGUCAUACUCUAGUUAUCACUUUGUUUAAUAUUGAAGAGGGAGCGUGGAGGAUGUUUAAAAGGGAAUAUGCAAAGACACAGUUUUUCAUUAGAAAUAUUGGUAAGACUUGUUUAAAAAGUGACACAAAGCAUUUGCCAGUGUGUGGCGGGCAGAGUAGGCACUUACAUGUAAAUGUUGCUAGAUAGGUUUUCUUACCAGUCACAAGAGUGUAAAGAAAAGCAAUGCAGACAAUUUGAAUUUUAUAUCACUUUCGUAGAAUGUAUUCAGAACAAGGUAGAAUUAAGUUGUUUUCAUUUAUUUUGAAAGGUGCCUGAUUAUUACAAAAUAAUCAAAAAUCCAAUGGACUUGUCAACUAUCAAGAAAAGACUACAAGAAGAUUAUUACAUGUAUACAAAGCCUGAAGAUUUUGUAGCUGAUUUUAGAUUGAUCUUUCAAAACUGUGCUGAAUUCAAUGAGCCUGAUUCAGAAGUAGCCAGUGCUGGUAUAAAACUUGAAAAUUAUUUUGAAGAACUUCUAAAAAAUCUUUAUCCAGAAAAAAAGUUCCCUAAACUAGAAUUCAAGAAUGAAUCAGAAGAUAAUAAAUUUAGUGAUGAUUCAGAUGAUGACUUUGUACAGCCCCGGAAGAAACGCCUCAAAAGCAUUGAGGAACGCCAGCUGCUUAAGUAAGCAGUAUCAUCGGCAUAUGCUUAUCUUUAGAUUUUUUUGUUUUCCAAAAACAGUUGUCAGUAACUUAACAUCAUUGGAAAGAAGAGUUUGUGAGCCGUCUCAUCUGUUUUUGAUGUUUACUGAACUUCACUGAGAAAGAAGAAGGAAGAAAGGAGAUCAGUGGAAGAAAGAAAGGAGGGAAUGAAGAAAAGAUGGCAGAAGAGGAAAUGGAAAACAAGAAAAAGAACAAAUGAAAGAAUGAACAGUGAUAUACAUAGACAUUCUUCACACUUCUUGGAUGUUGAACCACACUCGGGAGCAAUAGCUACUAGAAAAAGGAAGUAGACUUUGUGUGAACUCCCAGUUGGAAAUUCAUGUGAUUUGAGUGUGUGUCAAUCCGGUUUAGAAUGUUAAUGCUGCCACCAUUAAUUAUGGCCCACAAGAUUAGGUUUGCUGUCCUUCAAAGCAGUACUCCCAGAACAUGAGCAGCAAGAUUUCUCUCCCAGGAAUCCAGCUGGCACAACAAAAGGGCAGUAGAUUAGAUGCUAUUAAGAAGGCACCUAAUAGUCUAUCAUGUAAGAUGACAACUAUAUUAAACAAAAUCAGGAAAACGAUGUUUGAUUUUUGGUUUUGUUUUUAUCUUGUCUAUAGAGGUAUUGGGUAUAGCUGGUUUUCAAGGCCAUUUUCAUACAUUUCUAGAUCUAGAUUUUCUUCACCUUCUUCCUGUGAAAGGUAUAAGUGUGCACAUGUUUGGUUUUGCUGUGUCUAUGUGUGGUUUGUUGUUUGCUUUUUAACUGUGCAGGUGACGCUUUUAUAGCAGGCCUCAUUGUUUGCCGUGUGGCUUUUAUAGAACUACCCAAAAUACGAAGUAUAGCAGGGUGUACCG